GCCAAGGAAACUUGGGAUGCUUUGUAGAAAAAAUAUGACACUGAGGAGGUUGGUGCGAAGAUGUAUGUUGGUAGCUGAUGGCUACGCUUCCAAAUGGUGGAUGACAAGUCGGUGGUGUCACAAAUUCAAGAGUUACAAAUGCUUGCUCAUGAGUUCCAGUCUGAAGGCAUACAAAUCGAUGACAAACUCAAAGUUGUAGCCAUUAUUGACAAGCUACUGUCUUCAUGGAAGGAGUUCCCAAAGAUGAUGCAUCACAAGCAAAAGGAGAUCACCAUGGAAAAUCUUUUAACUUGUAUUCGAGUUGAAGCGGAGGCAAGGAAUCAAUCCAAAUUUUUGUU
Rubroshorea leprosula is the source of this 338-nucleotide messenger RNA. Lineage: Eukaryota; Viridiplantae; Streptophyta; Magnoliopsida; Malvales; Dipterocarpaceae. The record is from the annotation of a GenBank genome assembly.